Molecule: messenger RNA, 4959 nt
Organism: Cydia strobilella
Lineage: Eukaryota; Metazoa; Arthropoda; Insecta; Lepidoptera; Tortricidae
Product: proton-coupled amino acid transporter-like protein CG1139
Exons: 9
Coding region: 283-1656 (457 amino acids)
Biological process (GO): amino acid transmembrane transport
Molecular function (GO): L-amino acid transmembrane transporter activity
Source: RefSeq, a predicted model, not a curated record
ACUGGGCAGGGAACAAUUACAGGCACCAGACACCUGUGUCGGUUACCCGUUUCUAGAAAUGAGAGCGGUCGCCGGCGUUCCCAGUAACUGGCCGACCGAUUCCGCGGUCACGUCGCCAUUCGCAAAUAGCUGACACUGACACACGAACAUUGUUACGCAAGUAAGGAAUGGACUCAUUUUAAAUAGUUUAGUGACACAUAUUGCUCAUGCUUACAAUAUAGUGACUUUAAAAACGAAAGUCGUGAUUAAAAAGCAGCUAGUUACAACAGCGCCGCGUGCGUAAUGGAGGAGAAGACCGAAACCGUACAUUUGCAGCCGAUAGCCGAGCCAACCAAAGAUGGCGUUCCCGCUAGUUUUGCCGACGACGAGGACUAUGAUCCACACGAGCACCGACAAGUGAACAGGCCCACAAAUGAUUUUGAGACGCUCGUUCACCUGCUGAAAUGCAGCUUGGGCACGGGCAUUCUCGCCAUGCCGCAGGCGUUCGCGCGCUCCGGCCUCGUCACCGGCAUCAUCUCCACCAUCAUCGUCGGCGCGCUCUGCACUUACUGUUUACAUGUUCUGGUGCGUUCCCAGUACGAGCUGUGCAAGCGUCUGCGGGUGCCGCUGCUGACGUACCCGGAGUCGAUGGCGGCGGCGCUGUCGCGCGGGCCACCCGCGCUGCGCGCGCUGGCGCGCCCUUCCGCGCUCGCUGUCGACAUAUUCCUCGUUGUCUACCAGCUUGGAAUCUGCUGCGUCUAUAUUGUCUUCAUUGCAGAAAAUAUUAAAGCGAUGGUCGACGAUUACUAUGUGAUGGAUGUGAAAAUCCACAUGGUUAUUAUCCUGGGACCGCUGAUCGCAUUCAACUGUAUUCCCAAUUUGAAGAUUCUGGCGCCAUUCUCAACACUCGCAAAUCUAAUCACUUUCGUCGGCCUUGGUAUUGUGCUGUACUUCUUACUGGGGACUGAGAAGAAAUCACAAACGCCUUUAGACCUGUGGGGCUCCUUUAAGACAUACCCUUUGUUUUUUGGGACUAUUCUGUUUGCGCUUACUGCUGUGGGGGUUGUGAUAGCAUUAGAGAACAACAUGAAGACGCCCAAGUCUUUCGGGAAGCCGUUCGGCGUGCUCAACGUGGGCAUGACCUUUAUCGUGGUGCUUUACAUCGCCGUCGGUGCCAUCGGCUACGUGUUCUGCGUUGAGAAGUGCAGCGACUCCGUCACGCUCGAUCUCCCUCAGAACUCAUGGGUUGCGACGAGCGUGAAAGCGAUGUUUGCGGUGGCCAUUUUCAUUAGCUACGGACUGCAGUGUUACGUGCCGGUGGACGUGGUGUGGAGCGGCUACCUACGCCCGCGGCUUCUACAGUCCCACGCAUCGCAGCCCAAACUUGUCGCGUCUGAAUACGCCCUCCGGAUCGCACUGUGCCUUCUCACGUUCGUGUUCGCUGUGUCAAUCCCCCGACUCGGGUUGUUCAUCUCGCUGUUUGGUGCGCUGUGUUUAUCGGCGCUGGGCAUCUGCUUCCCGGCGCUGAUGGAGAUGUGCUUGUCGUGGGCGGAGGCGGGCGCGACGGGCGGCGGUCGCCUUCGGCGCCUCAAAGAUUGGCUGCUGUUUAUCUUCGGCAUCAUUGGCCUGGUCGUCGGCACCGCCACGGCGCUGCUUGCCAUUGUGAAAUCCUUCUAGACCCCGCUCGCACAGGCAAACUAGAAAGUGCGUAUGCUUGCGUUUGCCAGAACACACACUUGUGCAAAUAGUGACACUGCUGACAGCUAGCUUUUUUUGUAGAUACCAUAGAAUUAGGAUAUAAACCUUAUAAUAAUUAUAAUUAUUAUGUAAGAAUAGCAAUAAUUACUGUGAUUGACUAGAUUACUGAUGUCUAUCAUUAAAGACAAUGGUUGACAAUGAUAUUAGCCAUAUUAGGUAGCUACUUACAACUUUUCGAAUGAUACAAAGCUUAGGAACCAAAGAAUGAAAAUAAAAAAACAUUCUUAGUAAGUAUUUUUAUAUAUAAACUACAACAUUAUAGUAACUUAUAAUAAAAUUGUUUUAAGCGUCGCAAGAACUUAACCGUCGCCAUAUAGUCGAAGUUAUACUCGCAAAUCUUCAAUCACACUAUUUUCUUUGUAUUACAAUUUUAGCAACUAAAACUAAUACCUACUACACAUAUAUAUAAAUACGUUACUGUCGCGCCACUCCUCCAAUGCAUGGUAAAUGAGAGUUUCUUGACCGAUAGUGGUUCGCACACAACAUGUGAAAAAUAUCGAUGUGCUAACUUACCGAAAAGAAAUAAGUGUGCGAUCUCUCUUUAUUUGACUUACACUCGCCUCUGCUCUUCGAAGGGCGUACUUUUGUCUACUUCGGUCGAUCUUGUGCCGAAGUCUUCCAGCCGAGCGAUGGUUCAAUGUCACAUCUCCGCGUACCAUUUCACAUACCUACCAUAAUAUAAUAAGGGACCGUCCCGUCCGGUCGACAGCACUACGCAUACGCAUACCAUUUAUAUACGCCGCGUUGGAAUGCAAACCACAUAUUUUCGGCUUGCGGUGGCUUACCACCUCUCAUUUACCAGAACUUAGAUGCAGAAAUGCAAAACACGUAAUAAUAAUAAAAUUAAUAAAGCAUUUUAUCUUAACUGUGACGCCUGCACUUGUAAUUAUUAAUCAUUUUUUAUUUGUUCAGUUCCUAUUAGUAGGUAUGCAUGUGUUUUGGAUAGUUAAUGGUUUGUUACUUUUCUGUGGGUGUGCGAGCACUGAAGCAUUUUCUUAAAUACCUAUUUAUGUUUUUAUUACAUUUUACCUACUAACUAGAUAAGGACGCUUUCAUUUUCCCACGGAGAAAAGCUUAUUUUUGACAGCACGCAUGUAAAAUCAAGCUAGGUGGCGAAGUUAUUGAACCAUAAGUACCUAAAUAGGCAAUAGUUAUUUGUUGUGCAAGGCUGCAAAGUGGUUAUUUGGCUCGAGUGUUGAAAUUGAAAGCUGAGCGUAGCGAGGCUUUCAAGACACGAGACGCCAAAUAAUUUUGCAGCCGUGCGGCACAUACAACUUUUCACCUCACUACUGCGAGGAAAAUGCGUGACGUGUGCUUUUCUCUCGUUUAUUUUGUUUGGAUUUGAGUGUGUUAUGUCUUAAAUUUGAUAUGUUAAAUAGAGGGCAAAAUUAAAUAUGAUUAUUUAUAUAUACAGUGUGGAAAGAUAAGUCGGGCCCUGGAGGGAAACUACCUUAAAUCCUUAAGCUGGUUCAUUUUACGUAAAGGAGACAUUCCUUUAUUUUUAAAAAGAAAAAAAAACUGCAUUCAAAGAUUUAAAACUCGCUUGCCUCGCCCGGGACUCGAACCAACUAAAAUAUAAAAAAAACAAACACCCUAUUUUAUUAUACUAAUCGAUAAUAUAAUUCUUCAGGAUAAAAUUUUACGUAAAGGAGACAUUCUUUUAUUAAAAAAUAAAUAAAAAGGUUAAAUGAGCCAGCUUAAGGAUUUAAGGUAGGUUUCCUCCAGGGCACGACUUAUCUUUCCACACUGUACCUAUAUAUAAAUAAUCAUAUUUAAUUUUGCCCUCUAUUUAACAUAUCAAAUUUAAGACAUAACACACUCAAAUCUAAACAAAAUAAACAAGAGAAAAGCACAUAUUCAUCGUGUUCGAAAUUCAAAUGACUUUGCACGCUAGCGGAUAAAAUAGACUUUUGCGCGCAGAUUUCGUGCUAUAAACUGAGGUUUUCCGAGCGAGAGGUGAAAAAGAUCUUUGAUACCUACCUGUUAAUGUCAAUAAUGAAUUUGUCUUCUCUUUUCUAUCUCUGUUUUCGCUGACGAAUUAACAACCAGCGACUUGGUGGGCCAAUGUGUACACAUUUUUUCCAUGUAUUAAGUACCUACAUCAAUAAUUAAUUGUAUAUGUUUACAACCUAUACUUAUGUAAAACGUAUGUACACAGGCACUUAGGAAAUAUUUAUAAACUGUCGUUUUACAUAAAUUGCGAAAAUGUGUAAACAGGGAAUGGUUUGUCAUGACGGUGGUAGUGGUGGUGGCUGUUUAAUCUAAUUUAAGUAUAUUUAGAUCUGUCAAUAUAAGUAUUUACUUCAUGAACAUUUGUUGAGCCCCUAGACUAAUUCGAAUACAUAAUAAUUGAAUGAGAAACGAUAUAUUAGAUAAGUACCUACUGGGAUUAAAUUGAGUCAAUGAAUUCUUAGUGGUAUCAAUAAAUGGUAAUAAGUUCUUAAGGUCACUAAUUUACACUGUCAUUAUUUUUAUCAUUUAGGAUUUUUUCCAGCCACCAUAUUCACAUUGACAACAUAUUUUACUUGCUUUUGAUUCGUUUUGAUAGUUAUUUAUUGCUUUUAUAAAUUUUUAUUAUUCGAUCUUUGUUAACUAAAGUCAAGAUAAAAUAAAACACGAGUACCUACCUUAAAAUGUCAUUAAAAAAUGACAUAAAAAAUGUUUUAGUUGUUACUGAAAAAUUUUAUUAUAUAACUGUAGAAUAUUUCUAUACCUACGAAGAAAUCUGUUAUUUUUAAUUAAUUUUCGCAUUACAUUCAUCUUUGUCAUACUCGUUGCUAAACAUGAGCUUGUCUCUUUCUCUUUCGGUGAGCGGAAGCUUGUUAGCACGUGCACAUUUCUCGCUUGCCCAGGUGCGACUAAAGGCAACUUGUACAAUUUGUCACAAGGUAAGGUAAGCGCUCUAAUUUUGGAACGCCUUUAUCAUAUCUUGAGUAACAUUGUUACUGAACUGAAAUGUUGUCAAUUAAGAUACAAACCGUGAUUAUGAUUUCAUUAUCAGUCCAUAAUUAAACAGGUCUAUUCAAAUAUUUCAUUGUUAUAUUGAAUUAUAAAAGUAGAUAAUUUAACAAUUACUUUGUACCAUGCAUUGAUUAAGUAUACCAGAGCUUUUUCUUUAAAAUGUAGAUGACUUGCAACAGUUCUGUUGCAACUAAUGUAAUUUUUUUCAGUUGCAUGGAACAACCUAAUAUACACUCCAAACCGGUCGAUAAUAUAUAUGAG